AUGGGGCCCUGGAGCCGGGUCAGGGCGGCCAAAUGCCAGAUGCUGGUCACCAGCUUCUUUGUCUUGCUCCUGGGCCUGUCUAUGGCCACAUUGGCGGCUCUCACUUACUUUGGGGCCCACUUUGCUGUACUCGGCCAUGCAUCCUCAGACAGGACCCCCUAUGAGGCCAUGCACCGCUGGGCCUUCUACGUCGGCAUCAGCCUGGCUGGGCUCCUGACCCUGGGCGCCGUCCUGGGCGCUGCAGCCACGGUGAGGGAGGCCGGGGGCCUCAUGGCUGGGGGCUUCCUGUGCUUUGCCCUGGUGUUUGGCGCCCUGGUGCAGGUGGCCUUCUGGAGAUUCCACAACCCCACCCAGGUGGAGGAUGCUUUGCUGGACGCCUACGACCUGGUGUAUGACCGGGCGGUGAAGAACUUGUCCGGAACCCCGCGGCAGCAGCUGGUGGCCAUUCAGGACACGUUCCUGUGCUGUGGCAAGAGCUCUCCUUUCAGCCUCCUGGGGGACGUGGAGGCCGGUCUGUGUCAGGGAGAGCAGGCAGCCAGACAGGACUGCCUGGUGGGGAUCAGGAGCUUCCUGAGGACGCACAGAGACAUCGCCUCCACCCUGACCGGCAUCGGCCUCGCCGCCAUGGUGUACGCGAUGCUGCUCAGCUCCUUUCUCUGGUUCGCCAUUCGCUCUGGUGGCAGCUUGGACCGCAAGGGCAAAUACACCCUGAGCCGGAGGGGAGCCCCAAGCUUCAGCCUGCGACUGAAGCAGAUGUUCUCCACGGCCACCUGGGUGCAAGUGGACCCUCGGGGGGCCCUCGGCUGCUCCAGGACGACUGACACGUUUGAACCGCCUGUCCCACCACCUGUGUGCCCACAGAGGCUCAGCCGGCUCAACCGCGAGCCUUACAAGGACGAUCCUGACCCGCCGCCACGGGACCUGGAGAGGGCCACGUGCACGUCCACGGCCAAGCCUGACCCGCCGCCACGGGACCUGGAGAGGGCCACGCGCACAGGUGGGCCGGGUUUUGGGAGCUAG
Odobenus rosmarus divergens (Pacific walrus) is the source of this 1020-nucleotide messenger RNA. It is a transcript of the gene TSPAN32, whose product is annotated as tetraspanin 32. The record is from RefSeq and is a predicted model, not a curated record. Bases 1 to 1020 code for a protein of 339 amino acids. Gene Ontology annotation, cellular component: membrane. The transcript is spliced from 10 exons. Lineage: Eukaryota; Metazoa; Chordata; Mammalia; Carnivora; Odobenidae.